Messenger RNA from Uranotaenia lowii, 1563 nucleotides. RefSeq names its product cytochrome P450 CYP12A2-like. NCBI's taxonomy places the organism in Eukaryota, Metazoa, Arthropoda, Insecta, Diptera, Culicidae. The coding region runs from base 1 to 1563 and encodes 520 amino acids. Gene Ontology annotation, molecular function: heme binding; oxidoreductase activity, acting on paired donors, with incorporation or reduction of molecular oxygen; iron ion binding. The record is from RefSeq and is a predicted model, not a curated record. The transcript is spliced from 8 exons.
AUGAUACGGAAUGCGUUUCCUCGGAAAGCAUUGCAACUGGUUCCGGUAAGAUUGUUCAACAACCAUCCCCAGCAAGUGGCAGCGUCCAGCAGUUCCGGUGAAACGGAUCUAGAAUGGGCCAACGCACAGCCGUACGAGAGUAUUCCUGGGCCAGGAUCGCUUCAGAUGAUGAGGAACUUUGCACCGGGUGGUCGUUACUACAACAAAACUAUGCCGGAUAUAAUGCAGGCACUAAGAGAUGAUUACGGCGACCUUUGGCGAUUGCCGGGGAUCUUUGGACGUCGCGAUAUGGUUGCCACCUUUAAGCCGGAUGAUUUUGAGAAAAUUCUACGGACCGAAGGACAGUGGCCAAUACGGAGAGGUUUCGAUAGCUUGGCGUUCUACCGAGAAAAAGUGCGGCCAGAGAUAUUCAAGGGCAUGGGAUUGGUAACGGAACAAGGAGAGGGAUGGCACCACUUUCGCACCAUAGUCAAUCCAGUGAUGUUGCAGCCGAAAACUGUUCAACUCUACAUUGACAAGCUAGAUGAAGUGGCUCAAGACUUCAUGAAGAUAAUCCCAAAUCUGCGUGACGCCAAAAAUGAAAUGCCGGCCGAUUUUAAUCAGUGGAUAAAUCGAUGGGCUCUGGAGGUCAUGGGAGUACUCGCCUUGGACACCAGACUAGGCGUUUUGGAGCACGAUCAACCAGAGGAAGCGUCGGAGCUUAUGAGGUUGAUCGGAGAAUUUCUUGAGCUUUCAUAUCAACUAGACAUUCUUCCCUCGGUUUGGAAAUACUACAAAACCCCAACGUUCAACAGAUUCAUUACUGUCCUAGAUGGAAUAACUGACAUCAUCACGUCUAAAAUUGACGCUGCGAUGAUACGUUUGGAGAAAAAUCCAUCAAAAUCCAGUGAUACUAUGAGCGUAUUGGAGAAGCUGUUGAAGGUCGAUAGGGAUGUAGCCAUAAUCAUGGCUUUCGACAUGUUGCAGGCUGGGGUUGAUACGACUUCAUCUGGAAUGAUUGGUAUACUGCACGCUCUAGCUACAAAUUCGGAGAAGCAAAACAAGCUUCGCAAGGAAAUUCGAGCGAUUCUUCCGUCCAAAAAUUCACCCUUAACGCCAGAUAAUAUGCGCAACCUUCCUUAUCUGCGAGCUUGCAUCAAAGAAGGUCUUCGGGUCCAGUCACCGAUUGUUGGCGGUGCACGCACAUCUGGUAAAGAUCUCGUACUUCAGGGAUACCGCAUUCCGAAAGAAACAGACAUCAUGAUGCCGGCAAUGAGCCUGUACAAAGAUGAGCGUCACUUCGCCCGAGCUCAGAAAUUCCUCCCGGAGCGUUGGCUUAAGCAGUCGGAACCGGGGGUGCCGAGUGCCAAGAGUGCCCAUUCGUUUCUGUUCCUGCCGUUCGGAUUUGGCCCUCGUUCUUGUAUCGGACGUCGGUUGGCUAUGAUGGAGAUAGAAAUAUUUCUUGCGCGUGUAACGCGACAAUUCGAGUACCGCUGGAAUCAUGGACCGUUGAAGAUUCGCACCUCGCUCAUCAACGUGCCGACCAACGAACUGCGCUUCGAGAUGACUGAAGUGGUUGAUUAA